Drosophila innubila is the source of this 1264-nucleotide messenger RNA. Its product is annotated as striatin homolog. The record is from RefSeq and is a predicted model, not a curated record. The coding region runs from base 84 to 1196 and encodes 370 amino acids. NCBI's taxonomy places the organism in Eukaryota, Metazoa, Arthropoda, Insecta, Diptera, Drosophilidae. The transcript has a single exon.
UUAGUAACAUAGAGUUCUAUAUUUAUGCCAUACUUACGGUUUUCUGGCAAUUAUUAAUCGUCGCGUUCGAUUGGUAAACAAAUAUGGAUUUCAUUGACGACUUCAUUGAAGAAUACAAGAGCAAUCCCUGCUUGUGGAAAGCCGAUUCAGUUGAUUUUAGGAAUCGGACCAGACGACAAGAAGCGUAUAUGAGGCUUAUUGCUGUGGCGACUCGACAUGGAGAACUGUACAAUGUUGAAAGAACUAAGCAAAAGAUUAACAAUCUGAGGUGUGCAUUUCGUCAUCAACUGCGAAAAUAUAACGAAGUUAAGAAAAAGGGAGAGAAGUAUGAGCCGUACUGUCCAAAGCGAAGAUAUUUCGAAUCUCUCAUGUUUUUAAAGGACGAAGAAAUUCCUGAAAAGAAAUCAAAGCAGACUGAUAAUCUACCUUUACAACAAAAUACAGAUAACACUGUAGUGCAGCAAGAAGCAUAUGAGGAAUUUUCAGAUGCCGAAAGCUUGCCGAAGCAAAUGAAAAAUAAUGAUAAUAACAAAUUAUCUCCUAGCACAAGCGCUAACGAAUUCUGUGCCAAUUUAUUUGAAGAAGUUGAGGUUGAUCCAAUUAUCAGUAUUCAAUCAGUAAACAGCAGCAGCAACAACAACAACCAGAACCAGACAUCGAGCGGCAGUACCACAAUAAAGGACACUGACGGUAUAUUGCCGACAUCCGAUAACAGCACUAUAUCUGACAGAAGAAAAUCAGUAAAUACCUCAAUUACAAGCACUUUGAACGACAAAGUGAGCAACUCAACAGCUGAUCAUAUAUCUGAGUUAAAUCGAGACAAACAGAUUACCACCCGUCAUAAAUACAUCAAGAGCAAUAGAAAAAGAUCAUUAUCGGGAUCAUCGCAACUGUCAGACACAGAAGCUCCUCCCACAGGAAAAUGCAGGGCCGGCAUUUCAAACAUUGAUUUCGAGCGACUUUUUCAAUUGGCGUUCAAAAAUGCAGACAAUCAGUUGGAUGAUCAUUUUACAAAUUUCGGGAAAAUAAUUGCUCACAAAUUGAGAUCAAUGGACAAUGCACAAGCAAUAUAUGCGGAGAAAAUCAUAGCCGAUGUUCUCUAUCAGGGCCAGAUGAAAAUGCUAUCUACAUUAAGUAUAACUCAGUUCUUAAGCGUAGAUAAUACAACCGUCUAUGUAGAAAGUCAUACUAAAUGAUUGUUCUUAAAAUUAAUGUUAAAACUAUAAUAUGAAAUUAUAUACAUAUGUGCGAUUUGGCUACUAAA